Molecule: messenger RNA, 1161 nt
Organism: Lachnellula hyalina
Lineage: Eukaryota; Fungi; Ascomycota; Leotiomycetes; Helotiales; Lachnaceae
Gene: STE2
Product: Pheromone alpha factor receptor
Exons: 3
Coding region: 1-1161 (386 amino acids)
Biological process (GO): G protein-coupled receptor signaling pathway
Cellular component (GO): membrane; G protein-coupled receptor homodimeric complex
Molecular function (GO): mating-type factor pheromone receptor activity; pheromone binding
Source: RefSeq, a predicted model, not a curated record
AUGACUUCCACUGAUACAAUCAUGGACUUCAACCCUUACACACAAAAUGUUACCUUUCUACUCGCAGAUGGGGUUACUCCUUAUUCGGUCAGCAUGGCAACACUUGAUUACGACCGGUCUCUCGACUUCGCUAUGGCCAUCAGCUACGGCGCACAGAUUGGUGCUUGCUUGUUGAUGCUCUUCUGCGUCCUUCUGCUCACCACCGACGCCAAGAGAUGGGGAUUGCUCUUCAAUCUCAACUGUGCAUGCCUCUUCACCGGCUUCCUCUCCCGCAUCUUUUUGUCGCUGUUUUAUACUUCGUCAUAUGAGAGACUCUACACAUACUACUCGCCUGAAACGCCUCAGGUUCCGCAAUCUGAUACGACAGUCAGCAUCAUCAGUGCAAUCUUGCCGAUCUUUCUGACAAUCUUGGUUAACCUGUCUCUGCUCUUACAAGCUUAUACCGUCCUCCAAACCGUUCAAAAACGCAUCAUCCGCUUCGCAGCAUUGUUCUUUUCUGGUCUCGUUUUCCUCCAUGCUAUGACUUGGAGAUUCGCAGAGGCUGUGGUUAAUGUACAGGCGAUUGCGACAGGUUCGGUAUUCUAUGGGUACAACUGGUUGAUCAACGGAGCGUUGGCCGCCGAAACCAUUGCCAUAUGGUACUUCACCAUCGUCUUCACUACCAAGUUGUUCAUGAACCUCAGGGCCCGCAGACUCUUGAAUCAGCCUUCAUGGUCGAAGAUGGAAGUCAUCACAGUCAUGGGAUUGGGUACGAUGAUUAUUCCAUCAAUUUUUGCUAUUAUCGAAUGGACUCACCCGGAGAAAUUCCCAGAGGCAGGCUCUUUGACUGAGAUUCUUGUUAUCCUCCUGCUCCCACUCUCAAGUCUGUGGGCUUCUGUCACCCCCAAUUCUCAGACAUGCUCGAUGCGAUCACCGAGUGACGGGAGAUCCCAAACCUCAGUGAAUAUGUCAAGAUCUUUCGGUGACAAGUUUGGCUCUUUUUCUACGGGUCGCCGAAAGAGCAAUGUUGUUCCCCUCAACCAGGCAAACAGCUCCUUCGAACCAAUUCCAACAACAGUAGAAAGCAUUCCUCCGUCGCUGAGACACGGUGCUGAGGUGGAUAUGGAGCCCAUGGGAGUUCGAGUUGAACGAUCUUACAGCGUUCGUACCGGACGAGAGUAG